Morus notabilis is the source of this 1663-nucleotide messenger RNA. Its product is annotated as taxadiene 5-alpha hydroxylase. Gene Ontology annotation, molecular function: monooxygenase activity; iron ion binding; heme binding. The record is from RefSeq and is a predicted model, not a curated record. Gene Ontology annotation, biological process: sterol metabolic process. The transcript is spliced from 5 exons. The coding region runs from base 127 to 1581 and encodes 484 amino acids. NCBI's taxonomy places the organism in Eukaryota, Viridiplantae, Streptophyta, Magnoliopsida, Rosales, Moraceae.
ACAUGAGAAUGAACAUAAAUUCCUUUCUAUUAUUUUCCAUUCCUCCCAACCAAACACACCCUUAUUCCUUUUAAUUUCCCCUACAUAUUUGUCAAGCAUCCUCUUUCUUCCGAUUGUAAUCUGAUAAUGGAGAUCUUAUCUGAAACUACUGUUCUUCUUGUAACACUACUAGCCCUUGUCGUUGCAUACUUGAACUUCAAAUUCAAAGGGUCAUCACCUUCUCGAGGCAAGAAACUCCCGCCGGGGUCCUACGGCCUUCCACUGAUAGGAGAGUCCAUAAGCUUUGUGAGGGCACAGAAGCUGAACAAGACUGCUCAAUGGAUUCACGACCGUGUCAACAAGCAUGGACCGGUGUUCAAAACCUCAAUUUUGGGUUCAAAAGUGGUGAUCCUGACCGGACAAGCUGGUAACCGGUUUGUGUUCAAUGGCGGCGAUGGCGCUCUUUCGCUAAACCAACCGAAAUCUGUGACCAAAAUACUUGGAAAGUACAGCCUCUUUGAGAUCACAGGGUCUAGGCAUAAGAUCAUUAGGGGUGCCGUAGCUGCGUUUGUAAAACCCGAAAGUAUUCAAAGAUACUUGGGAGAUAUGGAAUCUGUAAUCCAGCAAAAACUCUUCAAGGAACUUGAUGGUAAGGACGUGGUAUAUGCCGUGCCAUUGAUGAAGAAGAUCGCGUUUAAUGUCAUUUGCGGAGUAUUUUUUGGAUUACCAGACGACGACGAAAGAGAUGAACUCUUGAAAGAUUUUUCAACGACUGUAAAAGGGAUGUGGACUGUUCCAGUGGAUUUUCCAGGAACAGUGUUCCACAGAGCAUUAACAGCACGAGAAAGAUUGUGUAAGAAACUGUCGAAUCUGAUUGGGAUUAGAAGGAGGCAAAUUGAAGAAGGGACACCUCAUGACGAUGUCAUCACAAGCUUUCUGAUUCUCAGAGACGAAAAUGGCGAGCCUUUGUUUGAAGCUGAGAUUCUUGACCUUUCACUGGCUUUGAUCAUUGCUAGCCACGACACCGUCGCUGUUGUCCUCGGCCUCUUCGUACGACAGCUUGCUAAGGAUGCCGAAAUAUUCGAAAAGGUUCUUGAAGAGCACAAGGAAGUUGAUAAUGCCAAAAGGGGAAGAGGGGGGGAGAAGCUCAAUUGGAAUGAAAUCCAAAUGAUGAAGUAUACAUGGAGAGUGGCUCAAGAGCUCAUGAGGUUUGAUCCACCAGUUUUUGGCAACUUUAGACUUGCUGUUAGGGACAUUAAGUUUGAUGAUUAUGAUAUUCCCAAAGGCUGGCAGGUCUUUUGGGCUACAUCUGGGACACAUAUGGACAACAACAUUUUUGAUGAUGCAUUCAAGUUUGAUCCUUCACGGUUCGAGAGUCCGACGAGUUCAUACCCUCCGUACACCUACAUUCCGUUCGGAGCAGGCCCGAGAAUCUGCCCCGGUGCUGAGUUUGCUCGGGUCGAGAUUCUUCUGGUGAUCCAUCACAUGAUCACGAAGUAUAGAUGGAAACAAAUGAUUACUGAUGAGCCCAUCACUCGGCAGCCAGUUCCAUUCCCUGCCAAGGGCCUACCUAUCAUACUUUAUCCCUCCAACCACGUAUAGAAACUAAGGCUGCAGGUAAAUCUAUUAGGUGCCAUGUUUUAUUAGACUCAAGAGAGUCCAUCUCAUCAUCAACUGCCUCUUG